Messenger RNA from Sus scrofa (pig), 1815 nucleotides. RefSeq names its product U6 snRNA biogenesis phosphodiesterase 1 (gene USB1). NCBI's taxonomy places the organism in Eukaryota, Metazoa, Chordata, Mammalia, Artiodactyla, Suidae. The record is from RefSeq and is marked validated. Gene Ontology annotation, molecular function: 3'-5'-RNA exonuclease activity. Gene Ontology annotation, biological process: U6 snRNA 3'-end processing. Gene Ontology annotation, cellular component: nucleus.
CUUCCGGCGCAGCGGAAUUCCGGGUGCGGCGCGAUUGCUGGCUGACCCGCCGUGUUGUCGUGGAGGGGGGCCCCAUGAGUACGGCGCCCCUGGUGGGCUACAGCAGCAGUGGCUCCGAGGAUGAGGCCGAGGCCGAGGCCAAGGCCGGGACCCGGGCCCAGCCGGGGGCUAGAGGCCGCAGUCGGGGCCAGAGCCCUCUUUCCAGCCAGAGGUUGCCAGUAGAGAGCGUGCUGCACAUGUUCCCGGGCACGGAGGAGGGGCCUGCAGAUGACAGUGCAAAACAUGGGGGCCGGGUGCGCACAUUCCCCCACGAGCGGGGCAACUGGGCCACCCAUGUCUACAUUUAUGAAGCCAGGGAGGAGUUCCUGGACCUGCUUGACGUCCUGCUUCCCCACGCCCAGACAUAUGUCCCCCGGCUGGUAAGGAUGGAGGCGUUCCACCUCAGCCUGUCCCAGAGUGUGGUUCUGCGCCACCACUGGAUCCUCCCCUUCGUGCAGGUGCUGAAGGACCGCGUGGCCUCCUUCCAGAGAUUCUGCUUCACUGCCGACCAGGUUAAGAUUUACACCAAUCAAGAGAAAACCAGGACCUUUGUUGGGCUCGAGGUCACCUCAGGGCACGCCCAGUUCCUAGAUCUGGUUUCAGAAGUAGACAAGGUCAUGGAGGAGUUUGACCUCACCACCUUCUACCAGGACCCCUCGUUCCACGUCAGUCUCGCCUGGUGUGUGGGUGAUGCACGUCUCCAGCUGGAAGGGCGGUGCCUGCAGGAACUACAGGAAAUCGUGGAUGCGUUUGAAGACUCCGAGAUGCUGCUGCGUAUGCACGCAGAGCAGAUCCGCUGCAAGUCUGGGAACAAAUUCUUCUCGAUGCCUUUGAAGUGAGCAUCGGAGGUCCUCAUGGUCCUGGGCUCCUCUGCAGCCAGGCAGAGAUGGAGGAACCUACUCAGAUCGACAGGGGUGCCGCCAGCCCCCCUGCUGGGAGGCUUGGCUGGAGGUGGGGCUGCUCCUGCUCCUCCUGGUAGCUGGUGCUCUCCUGGCACUCUCGGGUUACUUGUCAGGUUGCUGCUGCAUUUCGGUCAUUCCCAGAAAUCACCGGUAGAGGGCAGCCUGGGCUUCCUAGCUCUAAGUCUGCAGUUGUUAAGCAAACAAAACAAAACAAAAAAUGGGGGCCACGUGGUGAGCCCACCCAUACUCAGCCAGAAUCCCCGUGUGGUUCCUCCAACAAAUUGCCCCUCCCCCACACCCCCUUGGGCAGUUUGCCUUUUGAUGCCAUCGGGCCCAGACCAGGAUUUUUUAAGCCAUCACGCCCUGGCUCAUCUCUGCUCAAGCCUGACAUCGGGUACUUCCGCAGGGCCUAUCACCCAGUGUCGCUUUUAUUUAUUUACUUUCGUCUCACCCCCUCCAAUGCCAGCAGAGGCCAUUUCAGGGCCAAGGCCCAGGGUGCUAAUUUGUGGUUUAGCAUCAGUUUUCUCCAUUCCUUCCUCCCACUCGCUCCCAGCCAGGUGCCUGGGGAGACUUGAGCAGAUGUUUCAUCUUGGCCUGGCUGGUGGCUUUAAGCCAGGCCUCCAACGCUUCGUGACCUCUGGCUCCCAUCAGCUGUGGAGGCAGAGGUGUCUUCGCCAGGUGGAGUUCUCUUUCUGCUGCGUCUAGCUGCCUGCUGUGGCCUGCAGGCUGUCCAAGGAGACACAGGGUGCGAGGUGGGGGACACGGGGUUUCUGUUUUGCUUCAAGCCCUCACCAGAGCAAAGGACCAGUCGAAGAAGACAUACUUUUAUGUUGUAGUUUUUAAUUAUGUUAAGAAAUAAAAAUUGCAACGUUUA